GACGGAGUUUCACAUUAACCGGCAAAACUUGAGCUGACGUCACACAGUGUAACACGCGAGUUAGCAAGCUACAACAGUAACGUUAUAACAUUUGAAUUGCCUUCACUAUAGCUUUAAUUAUAGUUACCUCAGCGAUUUUAAGGAAUAUUUGAACUUCUUUGGAGAGCCUCAGAAGCUCACAGCUCUUUAGCAAAAGCCUGCAGUCAUAUGAUCGUGCUAGCCAACUUGCUAACUUACCCUAGCACAAGUCAAAAUAAAGUCUAAAUGACAUGGAAAACUACAGAAAAGCACGCACCGUGGAGCAGCCGUGCCCGUGUCCAUUUCUUAACCUGCCCAGCGACACUCCUGAAGUUAGGGUGAAAGAUGGCAGCAAAAUCCGCAACCUGAUGAGGUUUGCGUUGAGCCGUAUGGAGGGUAAGAUAGCCCCAGCAGAACAGGCAGGCACCCAAGAAGGUUCAGAGGUGACGACCGGGUCAGAGGAGAAGCUGUGCCGGCAGAUCGUGUUCACGGGUACGGGCCCCAGCGUGGCUAAAGCCAUCACGUGCGUGGAGAUCAUGAAACGUCGCGUGCACGGCCUACAUCAGAAUACCACGCUGCUCUAUCGAACCAUCCAGGAGGUCUGGGAACCUUUGGUGUCCGAUGCAGGGCUGGACAGUCUCACGGUCAGUAGGAAUGUGCCUAGUAUAUGGGUACUGCUCUCCAGAGACUCACUUGACAGCAACCAACCAGGUUACCAAGCACCAGGUUCCUUCGAUGCCCUGUGGGCACAGGCUCUCAAAGAGGAAGCAGGCACUCAGAGACAUGCCCAACGAAAAAGGAAGGGAGGAACGGGGACUGGUAGAGGAAAGGGUAUGCGCAAGCUUCCGGGGCGACCUGGAGAGACACGUAAACCUCCAGGUCACGCAGGAGGUGGGCGUGAAUGAAUGUUGCAUACUUCAUACUGACUCAAAAGUUUGCUCAUAUCAUGUUAUGCAGUUAUAUGCAUAUGUGUUUUUCAUAAAGGCUAGUGUUUUCUCCUUUUGUUUGGAAAAACUGGUAAGCUGAUUAUAGAAAAAUGUUGCAACAUGAGCAUGUAUUUUUGUUAAAAUAUUUUAUUGCAGGCAGAAGGAAGAAAGGCUUUUAUGUUGUCCAGCAAACAUGCUUUAAACAAAGCAUUUCUGGGUUAUUCAAUAGGUUUUUCUUUUUGAUGUAUGAUACCAAGUUAGACACCAGAGUUUUUUUUCAACGACCGAACCCCUUAUCUGAAGGUGUGGCCAAAGUGACACAUUAUCGAAAAUGUAAGAGUUAACAAACCACAUAUGUUCUUUUUAUAUAGUGAUUACUUGUUUGGUAGAUUAAGUAUAUGUGUGCAAAAACUGGGUUGUUUUGAACCAACUGAAGAGACAACAAGGGACAAACCCAACAUUAGGGUUAGAAUUAACCCAUGCUAGGUUGUUUCAACCCAUUGUUGGGUUAAAUAUGGACAUAUUCUUGUUAAUUUAACGUAGUUGUUGGGUUUGUUCCUUUUUGACUCAGACUUUUUUUGAAAAGAACCCAGUAUUAGUGUAACAUUUUAGUAUCUCUGUAAUGAAAGUAAGUAAUUGAUCUUUAUUUGUCACUGAUCCCUCCUUUAUUUUAUGCAAAGGAUAAGGAAAGUGUGUCUAUUUUGAAUGUCAAAUGUUUGUGCAAAAUAUAAACAUUAUUUUGAUUAAAAAGUGAGAGGGC
Messenger RNA from Misgurnus anguillicaudatus (oriental weatherfish), 1704 nucleotides. It is a transcript of the gene rpp25l, whose product is annotated as ribonuclease P/MRP 25 subunit-like. Gene Ontology annotation, molecular function: RNA binding. Gene Ontology annotation, biological process: tRNA 5'-leader removal. Lineage: Eukaryota; Metazoa; Chordata; Actinopteri; Cypriniformes; Cobitidae. Gene Ontology annotation, cellular component: ribonuclease MRP complex. The record is from RefSeq and is a predicted model, not a curated record.